UGCAAUAGUAAAUGUGUAGUAAUGCAGUAAUGUGUACUUUCAAAUGCGUUAGAUUAAGUUAACCGUGUCUGUGAUUGACAUUUUUAAUAUAUAUUAAAUUUCUUCCAUUGAUUUUUAUUCUCUAUCCUCUUUAGAUUCAUUCAUUGAAUAGAGACCAUAGGGAUUAUGACUACCUUCACUACUGUCACGUUGAAGAGACAUGAUCACCAUCACCAUAAACGAAACCUGAUUCCAACUCAAACAAAUACCGAAACACAAGUGGUUAAUGUUGUCCAAAGAGAUGCUCUGAAAACCACUACAACUUCAAGUACCAAAACCAAAGAUGAUCUGAAAACCACUACAACUUCAAGUACCAAGACCAAAGACAAUCUGAAAACCACCACAACUUCAAGUACGAAAACCAAUGACGAUAAACCCAAGAUUACCACAACCUCUGAUAGUGAGACUGAAACUGCACUUCCAACUCUUUCGAUGCCUUCAUUAUCGACGUCAACUACAUCGUACUCAUAUUCCUUAACGGUGCCAAAUUCAGAACCUACCCAAUCUCUGGGAACAUCAUCUACCUCAAACCCAUACAUAUAUAGAACUAACCUUCCAGAUAACCUUGUAUUUAUUGUGAUAGGUGCGGUCAUUGGGUUCCUUUUGAUAACAAUUUUGGUAGUUAGAACCUUCAUAAGUUUGUCUGCUAGAAGACGUGCUAAGGCUGAUAGUGAGAAAUAUGUUCAUAAUUCCAAUGGGAUUUUCUUUUCUGGGGGUGAUUAUACAAGUUGUAAUUCAUCAUUUAUUGAUUUUUCUGAAAAAUCUCCAUAUACAAACUCAUCAGCCUCCAGUCUUCAUUUGUUGGCUAAGAAUGCAGCUCUGAAUAUAUCUGACAGUUCUUCUUCAAAUGCCAGUUCACAAGGAAGGACCUAUAUGAAUUCAGUGCAAGGCAAGAACGCUAUGGAUCAACCAAAUAAUAGAGGCUCAAUGUACAUAAGUCCUGUAUUAGAAGUUAUGAACCAAAACAGGAGCCAAUAUCAACUACCAGUACAACAUAAAGGAAUAUUCGAUAACCGUUCAGGAGAAGUUUCUGCUAUAGGUUCUGGAUUUGGGUCAGAUGGAAACAUGUCUGGUUCCGAUACUGGAUUGUUGGAUGAUUUUGAAAUCAGUCUUGAAUUACCCGAUGAAUUGGACGACGAUCGUUCGACAAUGCCAAAACUUUCAAGAACUCCAAGUCAAAUUCUUGAUAAUUUCCUUGAUAAUAUAUAG
Molecule: messenger RNA, 1248 nt
Organism: [Candida] anglica
Lineage: Eukaryota; Fungi; Ascomycota; Pichiomycetes; Serinales; Debaryomycetaceae
Source: the annotation of a GenBank genome assembly